Molecule: messenger RNA, 954 nt
Organism: Penicillium bovifimosum
Lineage: Eukaryota; Fungi; Ascomycota; Eurotiomycetes; Eurotiales; Aspergillaceae
Product: acetamidase/formamidase family protein
Exons: 1
Coding region: 1-954 (317 amino acids)
Molecular function (GO): hydrolase activity, acting on carbon-nitrogen (but not peptide) bonds, in linear amides
Source: RefSeq, a predicted model, not a curated record
AUGGCACCAAAGGAAUGGAGUAACUUCCAUGUGGGAAGAGAAUGUGGUCAUCACACAUGGGCUCGACGCAAUACCCCAAAACUAACCGUCUCUUCCGGCGAGACGGUCACUUUCGAUGCUAUCGAUAGCAGCAAUGGCCAACUCAACUCUUCAUCCACGGCUUCGGACAUCAAGACAUUGGACUUCGGCUCAGUGAAUCCCGUCUUCGGCCCGAUCUAUAUGAACGACGCCCAACCGGGCGACGUCCUGAAAGUCGAAGUGCUCGACCUGGAGGUCGCCGAUUGGGGCUGGUCCGCUAUCAUCCCGGGCUUUGGUCUGCUGGCAGACGAAUUCACAGAGCCCCAGAUCAAUAUCUGGAAACUGAACCGCGAAGCCGGCUUCGCCCAGUUCAAAGACAUGCGCAUCCCCCUACGUCCCUUCCUCGGAUGCAUGGGUCUCGCCCCAGCCAGCGACGAAGAAUUAUCGACCGUUCCGCCCACCAACGCCGGUGGCAACAUGGACUGCCGUGAGCUCAGCGUUGGUUCUACCGUCUACCUCCCCGUCCAGACUGCCGGUGCCCUCUUCAGCUGCGGUGAUGGUCAUGCUGCCCAGGGCCAUGGCGAGGUCUGUGGUACCGCUAUCGAAACCCCGAUCCGCGCUACGCUUCGCUUCGAGCUCGUCAAGAACCAGCCCUGGAUUACCGCCCCACAAUUCCAGACGCCGCCUCGCGCACAAAUACCGAACCCUCUUCCUGAUCUUGGAACUUACGGUGCUAUGGGUAUCUCGUCUGAUCUAUACGAGGCUACCAGAAGCGCCACUCGGAACCUUAUUCAGUGGCUGGUGCAGACGAAGGGUCUCACUCGCAGUGAGGCCUACAUUAUUGCCAGUGUCGCUGGUGAUUUGCAGAUUGCGGAAGUGGUCAACGUGCCCAACUUUGAAGUGGCGAUGACUCUGCCAUUGGGCAUUUUCUCUUGA